Molecule: messenger RNA, 1904 nt
Organism: Labrus mixtus (cuckoo wrasse)
Lineage: Eukaryota; Metazoa; Chordata; Actinopteri; Labriformes; Labridae
Gene: pdxp
Product: pyridoxal (pyridoxine, vitamin B6) phosphatase
Exons: 2
Coding region: 194-1138 (314 amino acids)
Cellular component (GO): cytoplasm
Molecular function (GO): phosphatase activity
Source: RefSeq, a predicted model, not a curated record
GGGCGUGACCUAACGUCAAUGUUUUUGUAGCUUGCUGUCCGCGUAUGUAACCAAGGUCUGUGCGAUGUGAUUUCUUGACAUUGAUUUGUUUUCAUAUCGUUAACCCGCCGUUUUUCACCACAUUAUGCGCCAGCCUUUCACAUGGGGGGAAAAUAGAAGGUGAAACACGGAGGAAACCGAGGAAAAAGCCGGGAUGGCGGGCGCCUUCGGCUUCAAAGGCUGCCAGAAAAUUCGAGGUCCGCAGCUGAGAAAUCUGCUGGAGGCGAAGGACUUCAUUCUGUUCGACUGCGACGGGGUUCUGUGGCACGGAGAGAAGGCGAUAACCGGGGCGGUGAAGGUGGUGAAUUCGUUGAUACGAAACGGGAAAAACGUAGUGUUCGUCACCAACAACUGCACCAGGCCCAGGGAGAAUUAUGUGCACAAGUUCUACCGGCUGGGCUUCACCGACGUGAUCCUGGAGCAGAUCUUCAGCUCGUCGUACUGCUCGGCUCUCUACCUGAGAGACGUCGUCAAGGUCCACGGUCAGGUGUUUGUCAUGGGCUGCGACGGACUGCGCAGAGAGCUGCAGGAGGCGGGCAUCCCCUGUGUGGAGGAGGCGGACGAGCCGGACGCGACCAUCUACAACUGCGACCUGGCUCCGGAUGUUAAAGCGGUGCUGGUGGGACAUGAUGACAAACUGACUUUUCUCAAACUGGCUAAAGCCUCGUGCUACCUGAAGGACCCGGACUGUCUGUUCCUGGCCACCGACAACGACCCCUGGCAUCCCCUGUCAGGUGGAAGGAUACUCCCAGGCUCUGGAUCCCUCACUGCAGCCUUGGAGGUGGCCUCGGGCAGGAAGGCCACAGUGAUCGGCAAACCCAGCCGCUUCAUGUUCGAGUGCAUCUCCAGUCAGUUCAGGGGGGUGGAUCCUGCGCAGUGCCUGAUGAUCGGGGACCGCCUGGAGGUAGACAUGCUGUUUGGUUUCAACUGCGGCCUCGACACCAUGCUCACCCUCACCGGUGUGUCUCAGAUAGAGGACGCCCAGCAGUACAGGAAUAGCGAGGUCACCACCAACCACAACCUGGUGCCCGACUACGUGGUCGACACCAUUGCUGAUUUCUUACCUGCGUUUGAGGAACUAGACGAACAGAGCAAUUGACCAGUCCUCCGCCUCCAGGUUGCUUCUACUUCAUUUCAAGUGCAACGUUUAGUCUGCCGUUUGCAAAAAAAAAAAAAAAAUGUCCCAAACCGACACGAGCAAAAACUUUGAAUGCUCCCCGAAUAUCAAGGCGCUGUUCAUGUUGUGACCGAGACGCGUCCUUGUAGUAAUUAAUCCAGUGCAUACCUCAGUGUUUCUUCUUGUGUUGUGCUCAUUUGUGUCUUGAAAGUUCCUUGUUGCUGUAAGUGUUUCUAUCAAUAUGAGUAUACUGCACUUUCAUGUUUGGUAUUGGGUUUUCAACAUCCAGAGGUAUUUUUGUAAAGCCAUGAAUUGCUCCGUGACAGCAUUCAUGUGUUUAGGAGCAGGUUGCUUAAAUCUUUGCCGAAAAGGCAGACGUAGACAUGUACUUCAAAAACGCACAACUGUUUUUCUUAAGUGUUAGCCUGAGUGUGACUUCUCCUUCAUUUAAAGAGAAGAACAAAAACACUGUGCGAGCUCUUGUCAGCUCUGGUAGAAACUAAGAGGACAAUCUGCCGGUCAGAGAGGUGAAGUGUGUAUUCACUUUUGGCCUUUCUGUCAUGUCUGUACUACGUGUGCCGAUUAUUCAUCUAAGUACGAAACAGCUUAGUAAAUCCCAUAGUUAGAAAGGUAGUGACACAUUAAUGGUGGCUGGUCAUACUGCACUGUUGUGGAACUUUAAUGUUGUAAUGUUUACCAUAUAAAGCAUGCCAGCAACGGUAUCAACAAUAAACAACUAAAACUUCAA